AUGGGGCAAUUACUACUAAUAUUUCCUUUGAUAGACGACGAAGAGGAACAAUAUGCGAGGAAGUCUCGCUGGCUGUACGACGUACUGGCAAAUAGUUGGACUCAAUGGCUAUCAGCUUCUGCGUUAGAAUCUGUGCGAAGUGGCGGCUACUAUGUGGCACGCCCCCGGGAGGGCCUCAGAGUUCUUUCAGUCAACAUGAACUUCUGUUACUUCUUUAAUUUUUGGCUAAUAGUUAACUCCACGGAUCCGGGAGGACAGCUAGAAUGGCUUAUUCAACAGUUGACCGACGCCGAAGACGCAGGAGACAAGGUACACAUAAUUGGCCAUAUCCCACCUGGCAUAAUUGACUGCAUUGAAACGUGGAGCACAAUGUUCCACAGAAUCGUAGAACGAUUUGAAGACACGAUCACUGGACAAUUCUACGGACAUACACACUACGAUGAGUUCGCAGUGUUCUACAGUUCUGAAAACCGGGCUAAGGCUAUCAGUGUUGCGUAUAUUGCGCCUAGCGCGACGACGUAUUCAUACCUGAAUCCUGGAUACAGGAUAUACAACAUGGACGGACAAUCGAAGGAAAUAACGGGUCACGAAACCUACAUCAUGAACUUAACUGAGGCCAACCUCGUGGGAGAACCCACCUGGAGACUUGAGUACGCCACCCAAGACAUCGGCAUCGCGUCGUCAUCUCCCUCUGAGUGGGACUCGUACGUGUCAAGGAUGGAGGCCGACGACAAACUAUUUGAAGAUUUCUACGGUCACUUUAUGAAGCUGAGCGAUCAUCCGAGAAACUGUACUGGUAUCUGCAAAGAAAGAAUGAUAUGCCAUCUCAAGACGGACCGCUCCCACGACUACUCGAAGUGCUCAGAAAUGAGCGCUUAGGAUGGAAAUGAGUGGCGUCCUGCUGAGAGCACAUCGGAGCACAAAAUGAGAGCACAUCGGAAGCUAAAUGUGCGCAGAAAGGAACAGAAAAAUAAUUGGAACGACUCAAAGGUUCAAAAAAGAAAUGAAAG
This is a messenger RNA of Ornithodoros turicata, 1010 nucleotides long. RefSeq names its product sphingomyelin phosphodiesterase-like. Lineage: Eukaryota; Metazoa; Arthropoda; Arachnida; Ixodida; Argasidae. The coding region runs from base 1 to 879 and encodes 292 amino acids. The record is from RefSeq and is a predicted model, not a curated record. The transcript has 8 exons. Gene Ontology annotation, molecular function: phosphoric diester hydrolase activity.